Messenger RNA from Caenorhabditis bovis, 627 nucleotides. The record is from the annotation of a GenBank genome assembly. NCBI's taxonomy places the organism in Eukaryota, Metazoa, Nematoda, Chromadorea, Rhabditida, Rhabditidae.
AUGGUAUACGAUCCUGAGGAAAACAUCCGCUAUGGCGGAAUGCAGAGCGAUGUUGAUGAUGACGAGGCUCGAAAGAUUGCUGAGCGCGAGCGCAAGAAGGAAGAAGUGCGCAAGCGUCUCGAAGAAGCUUCGAGAAUGAAGAAGGCCAAGAAAGGUUUCUUGACGCCGGAACGCAAGAAGAAACUUCGCAAACUUCUUAUGAUGAAGGCCGCUGAGGAUUUGAAGCAACAGCAAAUGCUCAAAGAGCAAGAGAGACAGCGCAUCCUUCAAGAGCGUAUCAUCCCGUUGCCAGACCUUGACCAAGUUGACGACUUGGAAGAGGUUUACAACCAGAUCCGCGAUCGUCUCAUUGAGCUUGAGUCCGAGAAUUACGAUAUCAGCUACAUCGUAAGACAGAAGGAUUUCGAAAUCAACGAGCUCACCAUCGCUGUCAACGAUCUUCGAGGAAAAUUCGUCAAGCCAACCUUGAAGAAGGUAUCAAAGACUGAAGGAAAGUUCGAUAAGAUCAAGAAGAAGGAGCCCGCCAAGAUCGAUUUCCGCAACAACCUCAAGGUCGUCGACAAGAAGGAGUUCGCACUCGAUGAAGAGAAGGAAGAGAAGAACAAAGCUGCCUGGGCAAAGGCAUAA